GCUUUAAAACAAGAAAUAUGUCAGGGAACCAGAAAUUUGUGAGUCCUUUCCACAGACCGAACUGUUUAUCAGCCGCUGCUCCCGCAGGACAAGCCAAACUCACACACCCUGGAAAGGCCAUUUUAGCUGGUGGGCUUGCCGGAGGCAUUGAAAUCUGCAUCACGUUUCCUACAGAGUAUGUGAAAACUCAGCUCCAGUUAGAUGAGAAGGCAAACCCGCCUCGCUACAAAGGCAUCGUUGACUGUGUGAAGCAGACGGUGCGUAGUCAUGGGGUGAAGGGUCUGUAUCGCGGUCUGAGCUCUCUGCUCUAUGGAUCCAUUCCCAAAUCUGCGGUGAGGUUUGGGAUGUUUGAGUUCCUCAGUAAUAAGAUGAGGGAUGAGUCUGGGAAGCUGGACAGCACUCGAGGGUUGCUCUGCGGUCUGGGCGCAGGAGUGGCCGAGGCUGUGCUCGUGGUGUGUCCUAUGGAGACUGUAAAGGUAAAAUUCAUCCACGACCAAACUUCAGCAAACCCAAAGUACCGAGGAUUUUUCCAUGGCGUGAGGGAAAUAGUCAGAACACAAGGACUCAAAGGAACAUAUCAGGGACUGACUGCAACAGUCCUGAAGCAGGGCUCGAACCAGGCCAUCCGAUUCUACGUAAUGACCGCCCUCAGAAACUGGUAUAAAGGUGAUAACCCCCAGAAGACUAUUAACCCUCUCGUGACCGGAGUGUUCGGAGCCGUUGCUGGAGCUGCAAGCGUGUUUGGAAAUACACCACUGGAUGUGAUCAAAACCAGAAUGCAGGGAUUGGAAGCUCACAAAUAUAAGAGUACGGUUGACUGCGCCAUCAAAAUCAUGAAACACGAAGGAGCAGCUGCGUUCUACAAAGGCACGGUGCCCAGGUUAGGCCGGGUCUGUCUGGACGUGGCUAUAGUGUUCAUAAUCUACGAGGAAGUAGUUAAAGUUCUCAACAAGGUGUGGAAGACGGAUUAAUAGGGGCGUGAUGCUCAUGGGCGGAGUCUGGCUUUAUGACAUCACACCGGUGUGACAACAGAGAACCUUUACUCAGGGGCCAAAAUAUCUGCCAACAGAAUGUGCUUAAUUACCAUCAUUUAAUCAACAGAUGUAGAGAUUCUCCCAACUAAUGUCAGAAAGACACCAAACACUUGAAAACUAGUUUUUACCAGAGACCAAUUUAAAUUAUACUUUUUUUUCAUUUAUUACAUAUUAAACAUAUUUAGGGAGACUCAUUUAAACUUUAUUUUAUUUUUUAAACAUUGUAAUUGUAGUUUUAACAUUAUUAUUAUUUUCUAAAGUGCAAUUUACCAGCAAAUAUUAUACCAUACAGUUUCCAUUGUAUGUAUUUUAAUUUAGUUUUCCUUUACGUGUGAUUGUAUACUAAGUGCUGAGAGCCUAAUCUGAACACCGUGCAACUUAAGAAACAGAAUAUGCCUUUUAGAAAAAUCUUAACUGUAGUCUAAAAUGCAUAAAAUAACCAAAGUUUUUAAUUGUGAGAUACAAAU
Molecule: messenger RNA, 1501 nt
Organism: Carassius carassius (crucian carp)
Lineage: Eukaryota; Metazoa; Chordata; Actinopteri; Cypriniformes; Cyprinidae
Product: tricarboxylate transport protein B, mitochondrial-like
Exons: 9
Coding region: 18-971 (317 amino acids)
Biological process (GO): mitochondrial citrate transmembrane transport
Source: RefSeq, a predicted model, not a curated record